CUCGAUGGCCUAACAGUCACAUUCAAGACUGUUGGAUCAAUCGCAUCGAUAAGCCAUGAAGAUUCUUGUCGGAAUCAAACGCGUUGUUGACUACGCGGUCAAGGUGCGGGUCAGCAAAGGAACCGUGGAUUUGGCCAAUGUAAAGCAAUCUAUGAAUCCUUUUUGUGAGAUUGCAGUAGAGGAGGCCGUUCGCUUGAAAGAAUCCAAGAACGCAUCGGAAGUCGUCGCACUCAGCAUCGGCCCAAAGCAGUGCACCGAAACAAUUCGUACGGCGCUCGCCAUGGGAUGUGACCGUGGAAUUCACAUUCAAACAGACUUACGUACCGACUAUAUGGAUUUGCAGCCUUUUGCGAUCGCACAGCUGUUCCAAAAGAUCGUUGAAAAGGAAAAAUCAGAUCUGGUUCUGUUGGGCAAACAGGGCAUCGAUUCGGAUUGUGGCCAAACGGGGCCAAUGCUCGCGGGAAUGAUGGGGUGGCCACAGGUGACGUUUGCAGCCAAGGUGGAAGUCAAAGACGGGGGGCUUUUGGUGGAACGCGAGACGGAUUCUGGUACAGAAACGAUUCAGGUCAAAUCUCUUCCUGCCGUUGUAACUUGCGACCUCCGCCUCAACGAGCCUCGUUACGCUACGCUUCCCAACAUUAUGAAAGCCAAGAAAAAGCCUGUCGAAACGUUGAAAGCGGAAGAAAUGGGAGUUGAUCUGGUACCGCAUAAUCAAGUAUUGGAGAUUCUAGAGCCGCCGCCAAGAAAAGAAGGAAUUAUGGUGGAGAAUGUAGAUUCGUUGAUCGACAAGCUUCGCAAUGAAGCUCAAGUUAUCUAGCUGUAAGCAAAUUCAUUCCAGUUUGACAG
This is a messenger RNA of Phaeodactylum tricornutum CCAP 1055/1, 846 nucleotides long. RefSeq lists its product with no specific name. NCBI's taxonomy places the organism in Eukaryota, Bacillariophyta, Bacillariophyceae, Surirellales, Neidiaceae. The coding region runs from base 56 to 817 and encodes 253 amino acids. Gene Ontology annotation, molecular function: electron transfer activity. Gene Ontology annotation, cellular component: cytosol. The record is from RefSeq and is a predicted model, not a curated record. The transcript is spliced from 2 exons.